Molecule: messenger RNA, 2568 nt
Organism: Spirodela intermedia
Lineage: Eukaryota; Viridiplantae; Streptophyta; Magnoliopsida; Alismatales; Araceae
Source: the annotation of a GenBank genome assembly
AUGAAGCUUGUCAAACCAAUUGAUUUAUUUAAUAAUGUCAUGAAAGCUACAUCAAAACAACAACGGCUGCUUGGGUUAGAUGUUGGUAAUAAAUAUAUUGGGCUCUCUGUUUCAGAUACUAACAAAAGAAUCGCAUCACCCUUAAGGUAUGGAAGCCUGUACUACACCUAAAUUUGAGAUACGUCCUGCUUGUUUUCCUGUUGCUUAACUGAGAAAUGCAUUUCAGGUUCUAUUUGCAUGUGUGCAUCUCUGUCAUAAGCUGUUAGAAACAUUUAUAAAUGGCUAAGCUAGUAAAGUAGGCAAGAAGCAAUAACUACCUCAGCAUCCACUCUUGUUUAGAAACUUGAGCUUAUAAGACGUGGCAACACUUUUGCCUUUGCAUAGAUGUGAGUACAAUUUUGUUUACAAAUAUCUUUGAAAAUGGAAGUUAAUGAAAUUUGAGUUUGUCAUGUUUGAUGCAGAUACAUGCUUCUCUACACAUAUAACCACCAAAGUUACGCUUUGGCAUCCCAAUGGAAUCACAACUUUAUAUUGUUCCAGGACUUUUAGACUUUUUAUGUACGGAUCAUGGAGUUGGAGAUUGUCAGGGGGAAGGAAAAAUUAUUUUUUGGAUCUGGAGAAUAAAGUCGCAGAAGUCCAAGCAAACAUAACAAAGUAGUAAAUAUCAAGAAAAAAAAUUCUGGAGCCCAGGAUAUAAAUCAUUUUUAUACAUAUCUUGUGGGGGAAAGGAAAUGCGAUCUAAAACUUUUCAGUUAUGUUGACAAUUGGCUCUCUUUGAGGGAGAUUUAGUAGUGAAUGUUUGUUAUGCUCUCAAGGAGAACAAGGGGAGAUAAUAGAGCUAACUCCCGAUUUUACCUCAGAAAGCUUACGUGGGAAUUAUUAGAAAAAGUUAAAUCAUCAAUACGUCCUUUUAUCUACUUGAAUGAUAUGAAGAUUAUUCAAUUGGUUUUCUUUGCUCUUUCCAGCGGUUAGUUGGAAACUAGAGAUGGCAAAUGUCAAAGGAACCAAAAGUUCAACAUCGAUUAGCAUGAAACGUUGAGGUUUUCGUUUACUUCAUUUUUAAAGAACCCAGUUGAGUCUACUAUACUAUCUCCGGGCUGUAUGUACCUUGAACCCUUCAAAAAGAAAAUGUAUAGUGCUCCUUGUGGCUUGGAGGCUCAACUCAUCGAUUGUUUGGAAAGAUAGGAUCAUGUGCAUCUCUACCAGUAAUUUAGGAUGAGGGACCUAGCGAAAUUAGAGGGAGUAAGUUCAAGCUUUCUAUUUAAAUCUUCAAAUAACUCGAUUGCUAUGAUUACUUUUGAUCUGUACGGUCUGUCACCUUUUGAAUGUUUUUUUCCUGUUGAUUUGUUUCCCAUUAUGUUUUCUUCAUGUGUGAAUGGUAUUAUGAGCCUGAUAUUGGCGUUGCAGUGUCUUGGUUCGUAAAAAGUCAAAUAUCGAAUUGAUUGCCGGUGAUUUUCAGAGAUUGGUAAUUAUUACUCCUUUUUCCUUUUUUUAAUUCUCAUUCUCUAAAUUAUAUCAUGAUUCUCAUCAGAUUUUAGGGCGUGGCUAACUCUGAAUCUAGGCUAGUUGAUACCCCUUAUCCCAGUUAUGAUUGUUAAAACCUACGUAGAUCUCUCUACUAAGUUGUAUGACUAUUACCUUAAAAUUAUACAGGAAUGUCAAUAUUGGGGAAGAGGCUGAUGUGAUAUCGGGCAUAAAUUCAGUGACUAAUAAAAGCCAUAUCAGCACACACCAUAUUGACUUGAAAUGAUUAUUAGCCUCCUGGUAUCCCAUACUGAAAAUCCUUGAUAGUCAUUUCCAUUCUGACAUAAUAGUUUUCUCUUAGGUAUCAGAACUUUCUUUGGCUGGCCUUAUUGUUGGAUACCCUUUCCGCAAGCAGAGCAAGCUCAGUCUGGAGGUCUGUUGGCUACUUAUAAGCAUUUGAAAUCCAUUACUCGUUUUUAUACCUUUUUUUUACCUUAUUUUGCAGAAUUCACAGCUGCAUGUGGAGUAUUUCGUGAAGGAACUUGGUGAAACGGGGAAAUUGGAUGGUCUAUGCUACACAUAUUGGGAUGAACACUACACAUCAAAGGUGAUCGAUUGAAUAUAAUUCAGGAGAAUAACGUCUUUUAGAACCAUGUUUCCCAUUAAUUUUUUUUAUAUAUUUCCAGUGUGUGGAAUCUCUAUUACACCCUUUAGAUUUGCAUCCUGUGGAAGCUAAAACGAUGAUGGAUAAGUUUGCUGCUGUGGGGAUUUUACAGGUGACACACUUACUGGGUCGUACUUCAUUGUUUUUCCUUCAAUAAGGUCGAUACUCCUCUGAGUCUCAUCUGUUUUCGCCCCAAUGUAAAACUGCCCGGCUGCAGAUUCCGCACAAAUUAUCAAUAACUCUCUUUUUUAUGUUCAUGAUCUGCAAUCUUUUCCGUGAUCAUUAAUGCAUCAUCCGAACUUUAAUUUCCCCGGAAUGUAAUUGGAUUAUGUGGAUGAAGAUUCUUACCAUAUUCAAUUUUAAUGAAUUUUCAGGGCUACCUGGAUUCCAUGCAAAGAAAUCAGAGGUCAAAGACCGGCAAGGAAGGUGAUUCAUGCUGA